Messenger RNA from Marchantia polymorpha subsp. ruderalis, 1929 nucleotides. Lineage: Eukaryota; Viridiplantae; Streptophyta; Marchantiopsida; Marchantiales; Marchantiaceae. The record is from the annotation of a GenBank genome assembly.
UUUUCGAGACAUGAAGAAAGGAGGAGGAGGAGGAGGCGUGUUGGGAUUGCUACCUGGACCGUGCACAGGAAUGGACUAAAUACAGCGAAAAGUCUUUCUGUGUUUGUGUCGCUGUGUGCCAGUGUGCAGUGUGCAAUUUUAGGAUUCUUGUUUGUCUAUAGAUUGUCAGAGAUCGGGGGAGCCAGGAAGGAUAGCGAGGUGAGGUCUAUAUUAGAUCGGCUUGAGCCUUGUCUCCAUUAGGUGCCGCCCCUUCCCCGUUGCACGUCACAUUCAUUCUGAUUCUGGCGGAGAGCUCUCAUCCUGUGUGUGCACUUGAGCCUCCCAAGCCUCUCGUCCAUGUCCUGUGUGUGCGAGGAAUGUGCUUCUAUCUUCCAGGCGUCGUGAAGACCUCAUGUUUUCCGGGUUCUUGUUGAGUCCCAUAGAGCUCUCUGUGAGUGAGAUUGUGCGGAAGAAUCCCCAGUACCGAAGGUUGUCGAAGGAGCUGAACAGCGAGAAGCGUAGCAUUUAAACGAAAUCAAGCAGUUGGACAUCUCGUUCUCAAUGUGCUGGGCAGUUGCUUCCUGUAGGAAGAGGGCCCAGGCUAUGGAGGAUACCGCAGAGGACAGUUUGAUUCCGGGCUUGCCGGAAGACAUAGCUUCGCAAUGUCUGGCAAGAGUUCCAUUGACCUCUCUGUGGGGUGUCUGCAAGCGCUGGCAAGAGAUGGUCGACAAAUCCGAAGAAUUCCAUUUCGCACGAUCCGAGCGAGGGAAGACUGAAAUGAAAUGGCUGUACACAUUGGUGCGCACGAAAGAAGGGCGGUUCGCAUGGAACGCAUUUGACCCUCUUAAUGAAAGAUGGCACGCCCUGCCCGACAUGCCUGAAACUGUAGAUUUCCAGUUGACCUCCCCGGGGAGCAUCGGCAUGUCGCACGCAGUGCAGUGCGUGAGCACCAGAAACAAGUUGGUGAUGGUGGCGGGAUUAAAAUCGGCCCAGGGAGCUGGCGGCAGCCAAAGCUGGUCGCAGCUCGAGCCCGCCUUGCAACAGCCAUGGGUUUUCGACCCCAAAAUCCGUCAAUGGAAGAAAGGCCAGGACUUCAGCACCCCACGCAAGUGGUGCGUCUGUGGAGUCUCGGGUGACAAAGUGUACGUAGCAAGCGGCUCUGGGCAGCAGUGGGAUAUGGGCCUCUCCAGGACGACCGAAAUGUACGACAUUGACGCGGAUUCUUGGGCGAUUCUACCGGACUUGGAAUCAUCGAAGUUCAGCGGCGAGGCCAUAUCCGCCGUGAACGUGGAAGGCAAUUUGCACAUUGUCAGUGGCAGGGGAGUUUUCAUGAAAGAGGGAGCCGUCUUCUGUCCAGUGUCCAAGAAAUGGUCUAAGAUGCGGCCCGGCCUAAAGAGAGGAUGGACGAUGAAUUGCGUAUCUGUCAACAACCGAUUCUUUGCAAUCGAUGAGGCGCUCGGCAAGCUCAGCACAUACGAUGCCGACACUGACAGCUGGAAGAUUGUCCUAGAGAAUCCGCAGCUGAAGGAUAUGACAAACGUCGUCACGUCGGACGGGUUAAUAUGCGGCCUAAUCGAUCCUGCCACUGCCAACCCAGAGGCCGACGGGUGCACUCUGAGGAUCGUCGACGUGACCGUGGAUCCACCCGUCAGCUUCACCCAUACCGUUCCUCAAGGAAGAGUAGUAUCACUGCAGAUCCUUGCUAAAAUGAAUGUACAAACGUAGGAUUUACGAAUUGAGGCUAAAGGUGCAAUUCAGUACAACAGAUAGGACAUUCAUUGCCGGAUGUGUCAAAUAUGCGGUAUCACUUUUUAGAUUGUGUGAUUGAUGGAGGCUCAGACGGGUUGUCUAUGAGUGAGUCGUCCUGUAAAGGACAAAUAUGUAGUUUUCAAUUUUGACCCAAAAUUCUCUGUACAAAGUAUCCGAAAGAAAAGUAGCCCUUCCCAGCAU